Messenger RNA from Pieris napi, 5960 nucleotides. It is a transcript of the gene drosha, whose product is annotated as ribonuclease 3. The record is from RefSeq and is a predicted model, not a curated record. Gene Ontology annotation, molecular function: ribonuclease III activity; double-stranded RNA binding. Gene Ontology annotation, biological process: pre-miRNA processing; regulation of gene expression; rRNA processing. Gene Ontology annotation, cellular component: nucleus. Lineage: Eukaryota; Metazoa; Arthropoda; Insecta; Lepidoptera; Pieridae. The transcript is spliced from 19 exons. Bases 211 to 4251 code for a protein of 1346 amino acids.
AUAGUGUUCGCCAAAACAAAUUUUAAGUCAUCUGUACUUAUUCUUAAGAAUUAAGUUUUUUUUUCAUAAUAAUUAAAGGUUUUUCUUAAAAAAAUAUAGUUUAAAGAAGGAUAUAUGUCUUUUGUGGCGAUAAAUUAAUUUGCCUCGGUUUACACAAACUAAUUACCUACUUUCUUGACAUCAAACAACACAAAUUGAAUAUUAUUCCAAAUGUCUUUGCCGCCGGUUGACUAUACACAUCCACCACCGCAGCUAUUUGUACCCCCACCGCCACUUACGUCUAUAUAUGGAGAACCGCCACCUAUUUCUGAAACGCCACCACAACCGAUGUUCAACUAUCCUCCUCCAAAUUUAGGACCUGCUCCUCCGCCUGCCUAUCCUAUUGAUAUACUACCUCCUCCUUAUGUGCCACCCCCCCCACCCAGCUUCCCACCCCCGGCAUAUGUACCUCCUUAUCCACCUGGCUACCAUAGCAAUGAUUAUUACUAUCACCAAGCAACAGCCGCUGAAAAUCAAUAUUAUCAAGAUUGGAAAGCAGAAGAAAUGAGCACACGAAUAUCACCUCUCAGAACUUUAGAAUUUAAAAAUCCACAAUACAAGUAUGAGUAUAGUUCAAGGUCUCAAUAUAGUCCAAGAAGAGAGAGAAGCCAUGAACGAGAAAGGCGAUAUAGAAGUAGAUCUAUACGCAGUCGUUCUCGCAGUCCCAGUUAUAGGAGUUCCAGAGGUGGCGAGGAAAGAUAUUCUAGAUCACGAGACGAUGGGAGAGACUACGACAAUAGAAGAUAUAGAAGUGAGCGUCGCAGCUGUGAACGAGACCACAGGUCAUAUAGCAGGAGUGAACGAGAUAGAUAUGAGGAUAGACAUAGACAUUCAUCAUAUAGAAGCCGGGAAAAAUCUAGUUGCUCACAUCGAUCAUCUAGUCAUAGGCCAUUGACUGACAGGGAGAAGAUUUUGGAAGACUAUAGGAAAAACUAUUGUAAAACAUCAGAGGACUUUAUAAAAAAAAUGGAGAAGUGGUCUAAAGAGCACAAUUCUGAUGAAGAAGAGAACUCAAAAAUGUGGUAUAGAAGUUCACCAGCUGAGUUAUAUUAUAAACCAAUAAAUGGUGGUGAGGGUGUGGAACAAACUCGUAAACUAGAGAAAAUUUGUCAAAAUUCCCUCAAAUAUCUAAUACAUAGAGGCCAAAAAGCACGACCUGAAGUGGAUGAGUUGCCUCCGCUGAAACCGCAAAAGGCUAAGAGGUGUAAACAUUCUGAUGAUGAUAGCUCUUCAUCAUCAUCUUCAGAAGAGGAGGACUGUCUAGAUGAAGAGAAUCUACAAGGUUAUACUGAUAGAAUGAUGUUAGAGCUACAAAGGAAGCAAAGUCAUCCAAGAAGACUUCAUCCAGAAUUAUGGUUCAAUAAUACGGGCGAAAUGAAUGGUGGCCCAUUAUGUAGGUGUAGCGCGAGAGCACGGCGUUUCGGUAUACGACAUGGAGUUUACGCUGCCGAAAAGCAAUUCCCCAAAUGCGUGCCCACGCAGAGUAAUAUUGAUAAGCUGUAUCACUAUCGAAUAACAGUGUCGCCUCCAACCAAUUUCCUCAUAAAAUCACCGACGAUCAUAAGUCACGACGAACACGAGUUUCUAUUUUCUGGCUUUUCUAUGUUUUCCCAUUAUAAACUGGCGAAGUUACCUACCUGUAAAGUAAUAAGGUUCAAUAUUGAAUACACUAUUUUAUACAUCGAGGAGCCUGCCCCGAAGAAUUUCACUAUUCAGGAGUUGGAUUUGUUUGAGGAGUAUUUGUUCAAAGAAUUAUUGGAAUUAGUCGAUUUGGAUCUCGGUAAAGGAACUGACACGAGUUGUUCACAAUUUCACUUUAUGCCGAGAUUUGUACGAUACUUGCCGGAGGGUGGUUGUGAGGUUUUGUCAAUGUGUGAAGUACUGAGAUAUUUGAUAGAGGAAAGCAAUUUGUUAAUUCCACCAGAAUCGCUUGAAGACGUGCACAGAAUGGAUCAUUAUCAUUGGCAGAAGUUCGUCGAUAAGAUAAAAGGAAUGAUAGUGACUUAUCCGGGUAGAAAACCCUGUUCGGUCCGCGUGGAUCAAAUAGAUCGAAGUCCACCCUCGAACGUCAAUGACCCUGACGACGUUAAGAAAUUUUACCCUGAAAUCGUACAUUUUGGGAUAAGACCCCCGCAAUUGAGUUACGCUGGGAAUCCUGAGUACCAAAAAGCAUGGCGUUACUACGUAAAAUAUCGCCACUUAAUAGCGAAUAUGGCUAAGCCAUCUUUCACUGAAAGGCAAAAGCUCGCAGCAAAAGAAGCGAAAUUACAAGAAAUGAGGACGCAAAGUAAAAUGAAGCGUGACGUCACUGUGGCUAUUUCCUCGGAGGGAUUCCACACUACUGGGCUCAUGUGUGAUGUUGUACAGCACGCCAUGUUGAUACCGGUACUCGUCCGCCAUUUACGAUUCCACAAAUCGUUGGACAGCCUAGAAGAAAUAAUAGGGUACAAGUUCAAUCAACGCGCGUUGCUCCAAACGGCGUUAACUCACCCAUCGUAUAGGGAGAACUUUGGGACUAAUCCAGAUCAUGCUAGGAACACCCUAACUAAUUGUGGCAUACGGCAACCGGAAUAUGGAGAUCGGAGGAUACAUUAUACUAGGAAGAAAGGUAUCGUGACCCUUAUUAACAUAAUGUCCCGUUUCGGUAAAAGCAAUGAGACAGAAUCGGAGAUUAAACAUAAUGAACGUCUGGAAUUCUUAGGAGAUGCAGUUGUAGAAUUCAUAUCUUCUAUUCAUUUAUUUAAAAUGUUCCCGGGAUUAUCUGAGGGAGGACUGGCUACUUAUAGAGCUGCCAUCGUACAAAAUCAACAUUUAGCGCUUUUGGCUAAGAACAUGGGCCUAGAGCAAUACAUGUUAUACGCCCACGGAUCCGACUUAUGUCGUGAAGUGGUGAUGCGUCACGCGAUGGCCAAUUGCUUUGAGGCGCUCAUGGGCGGAUUGUUUCUCGAUGCUGGCUUAGAGGUAACAGACCGUGUAUUUGCUCAAGCUCUGUGGCACAACGAACCCAAUUUAUAUGAAAUUUGGAUGAAGGAGCGGGCGCACUCGUUGCAAGAACAAGAGCCAUUAGGAGAUCGACAAUACAUCAAGGACUUUGAAUUUCUACAGAAGUUAACUGUUUUUGAGGAAUCUAUAGGUGUGAAGUUCAAGCACAUCCGUCUCCUAGCCCGAUCCUUCACAGACCGUUCUGUGGGAUUCACGAAUCUUACGCUGGGCUCCAAUCAGCGUUUAGAGUUCCUCGGAGACACUGUACUCCAAUUGGUCGUGUCUGAUAAGCUCUAUCGCCAUUUCCCUGAUCAUCACGAGGGACACUUGUCUCUACUCCGAUCAUCACUAGUCAACAACCGUACCCAAGCGAUGGUUUGUGAUGACUUAAAUAUGUCGGAAUACGCGAUUUACAACAAUCCCAAAGCCAAACCGACGGCUAAGAAGCAUAAAGCUGACUUAUUAGAGGCGUUUCUUGGGGCACUUUAUAUUGAUAAGAAUUUGGAGUAUUGCCAGGUGUUCUGCGAUGCGUGUCUAUUCCCUCGUCUUCAGGAGUUCAUAAUGAACCAAGGCUGGAACGACCCCAAGUCGAAAUUGCAACAGUGCUGUCUCACUCUGCGAUCUAUGAAGGGAGGGGAACCGGAUAUACCAUUCUACAAAGUGAUCGAAUGCCUCGGCCCAACAAACACACGCGUAUACACAGUGGGCGUGUACUUCCGCGAACGAAGACUGGCGGCGGGACGUGGUCACUCCAUACAAGAGGCCGAAAUGAACGCGGCUAAAGAGGCAUUAAGCUGUGCUCACGAAUUAUUCCCACAAUUGGACCACCAAAAGCGCGUAAUUGCUAAAAGCAUGCAGCUUAAAAAGAAGCGCCAAAAACCCGAACUAUUCAUUAAAGCAGAGGAAGACGUACCAAAAGCAUAUAGAACUGACAACAAAUUGGAAGACAGUUCUUCCGAUGAACCGGCUUCGGAUACGGAAGCACCGAAAUCUGAUGAUGAUAAAUCUGACGAUGAGAAAUUUGAUGAUGAAAAAUCUGAUGAUGAGAAUGAGAAAGCUGGUGAAGGUUGCGGUCUGGACAGUGAUGAAAAUGCAGAUAAGUAUGAGAAUGUUCAAGUGAGCAGUCUUUUAAGUGAUAUGGAGAAGCUCAAACAAGAUUUAAUAGAUAGGAAUGAGUAUGAUAAGUUAAAGGAGAAAAUGUGUAAGAAGUGUGAUUCAGACUCAGAUUAAAUACUAGAAAUGUCAAUUUAUUGUUAAUUUCAUUUAACUAUAUAAAUACCUAAUAGUUUGAUUGCUAUCAUUUUCUUUUACAUUUGGCAACAGUCAGUAUAGCUGUUGUGUAGUAGUUAAUCUAUGUUUGGUCGUUAUAUCCAUUAUUUUUAUACUAUUCAUAAAAAAUAAAUCAAUUUACCCGUUUUAACUCAUUUGUCUCUGUUGAUCACAGCGUAAAUAUAAUGUGAUAGAAAGAGACGCAAUACGAAUUCGUGCUGGGGAUUCUAUAAAUAAUAUUAACUUCGAGAUCUGUCAAACUAUGCUCUUGUUAAUAAAAAUAAUGCAUUGACUCACUUAAAUUAUGGUUAUUCUAUGAUAAAAAGAGACAGUAUUUAUUCAUUACAAAAUGAAUGUUAAAGAUAUAUGAGGGUAAACUUUUAUUUCUAAAUCAGUGAGUUUAAAUUUUGGCGAAACCUUGUUACUUUUACUGUAGAUAAAAUCAAUUACCUAUUUUAAGGCCUAAUUAUCGUUAUUAACAAUACAUUAGUCUAACGUUUUAACUAGUCACCUGUCUCUUUUCAUCAGAGCUUAAACACAAUUUGGUGGAAAGAGACGAAAGAGCUGAGUAAUGUAAGUUGUAAGGGGUUCAAAUAGGCUAGUUUAGUUUUUAUGACUUCGGGAAAUAGUGUACUAGUGAGGGGGCGUCCAUACAUUACGUGAGGCGUUUUUUUAUUAAUUUUGGAUCGAAAUAGGUAAAAAAAACAAAAUAUAUCCAAAAAAUAUCAUUGCCAUUAAAUUUCGUGAAAAUUUAAAUCGAUACGGUUCGCUGAACUUUGAAAAAUCUCACAGUUUUUUUUGAAUAAUUUCUAAACGGCUUUUGCCGAUUGAAUCCAAAAUCUGAUUUUAAGUUUGAAAAACCACGUUGAUUGCCACCAGUCCCGACAAAAUCGGUUGAUUCGUUCGAGAGUUAUCGAAAACGAAAAAUUUCGAAAAAAGAGUUUUUUUGGAAUUACUUCGAAAUUCUUCGUUCGAUCGAUUUAAACUUAAAAAUCCGUUAUGAGGUUUCAAAACUUCUAUCUAAAGACUAAGUGACAAAAUAAGUGAAAUAUUGAGCGUUUAGGUAUGGGGUUAGCGGGAAGUUGCCUUUGAUGGCCUUUAGGCUCAACCGUUUUCCUAAUUUUUUUUUCAAUAAAAAAAAAAUUGCGUGAUAUUUGCCGAGACCCUCACUCCAACGUAAGAUUAAAUGAGAUUUGACUCGACCUCCUCUCCCCCCCUUAAACACCUUACGUUAUUUAUGGACGCCCCCUAAGUGGCAUUUCCUAAAACUGUGAUAGGUCUAAGUUUGGUUUUUAGGUUAUUUUUUAUCAAUGUUAAUAGCUAUUUGUGUAUGAUGGCAUCUUAGCAAGAUAUAAAUACUUGGAUUUUGACUAACGGUCAACUUGAACUGAGUUUUAAUAUAUUCAGUUUGAGAUAACGUGACCUGAGGUUAAGUUCAGGUUUUCGGAAGUUGAACUGGUUUUCGACGGAUUUUCGGGAUUUUCGUGUUGGAGCGUACUAUGUGUUUUACAGACGACGCUCCAUAACGAUUUGCUUCAGUACGAAGACGACGAACAAUUAGUGUGUAAAUGACUAAUCAAAUAAACUUUUAUGCAUAUGAACUUUAAUUUUUUCUCAUUUAAAACUUGUUAGUGUUUGAAUUGAUUAAAUAUAUUUAACUUUCUGGAUAA